AUGACUUCUACUCAGGUCCUAUGUCUAGGAGCAUCGUCGUGGCAGCCUAGACCAUCGACGACGCAACGACCUUCACGAUCGCCGCUCGUUCCUCAGUCAUGGAGACUUCUCCUAGUGCCCUUAUUUCUCACCAUCAUCCAAGUCUCCCACGCCCAGCUUGACCCCAUUAGAAACUUCUGCCGAAUUUUUGGCCACCAAACCGCCGUGAUCGACAACAGGCUCUACAUAGACGGUGGUUUCAUCAACUACAACCCCAUCUCCCAGUAUCCAGCCAACUACACGAACACCGCUCUCCUCUACCUCGACCUCUCAACCAUCACCGAAUCCGGCAUGCCCCCUCUCUUGGCCACUUCUCCACCAAAGAACUCCUCCGUCCCCUCCGUUCACGGCGCCGCCCUCUGGGCCGACCAACUCAACAAGCGAUUGUAUCUCUUUGGCGGCGAACCUCCUCCUUCGCUUCCUACGUCGAAUUACUACCUGCCCUCGUUAUGGUACUUUGACGCUGUGUCGGAAGGGUGGGGACUGGUUGCCCCCAAGAACAACCCAAAUCAGGUGAAGAUAGACGGAGUGUCGUACGGAGCUGGGGCCAGUGUGGAAGAGAGAGGGGAAGGGUAUUAUUUUGGUGGAUGGAUUACUGAUAGUAGUACGGGGAAUUCGACGGGAGUGGCGUCAGGGGGGUUGGUGAAAUUUGAUUUUGAUGAGGGACAGUGGUCGAGAAACGAAGGGCCUGAUCAAGAUGAACAUGCAAAAGUAGGGAGGGCAGAAGGAGCUAUGGUGUUCAUCCCCAUUGGGGAUGGCGGGAUGUUGGUUUACUUUGGGGGACUGAUGCAGAGCCAGAGUGAAGAUGAUAAAAAGAGUGGGAAUGUGACAACAGAAGGCCAGCCGAUGGAGAUGAUUUAUCUGUAUGAUGUGCUGAGUAGUAAGUGGUACGUGCAGAACGCAACGGGGGAGGUUCCGGGUAAGAGGAGGCGGUUCUGCGCCGGUGCGACGUGGGCAGGUGAUAAGAGCAGCUAUAAUAUAUACAUCUAUGGCGGUGCCUCGACUCCCCCGGACAACCACUCUGGUUACGACGACGUAUACAUCCUUACCAUUCCCUCCUUCCAAUGGCUGAAGCUGUAUCCCAAGCCCUCCGACAACUCUGAUCCAAGUCAGAAUAACCAGCAAGGGGGAGCUUACCCCCAUCACUCUCUGACCUGCAACGUCAUUUCCCAGGCCCAAAUGCUGAUUAUUGGGGGAAGCUUCCCCCUCUCGACCGACUGUGAUGUGCCCUCCCAGUUCGGCACACAUAAUCUCGACCUAGGCGAGCAAAAUGCCAAAAAGGAACCGUGGCAGUUGUUCGACUCAAAUUUGACCACAUAUGCCGUGCCGGAUGUGGUGGUAAAGGUAGUGGGAGGUGGGAAGGACGGCGGAGCGACCAAAAGGGAACCUGAGAAGGGCUGGGCACAUCCGGAUUUGAAGGUCCUGCUGACGAGGGGAGCAAAGUUUGCGGCGAGAACUGCAACGCGGAGUGUCCCGAGUGCGACAGGUAGUUCUGAUGCGAACAGAGGAGGGACAGACCUUUCGAAGGGGGCAAUUGCUGGAAUCGCGAUUGGUGGAGCAGUUGCUAUUGUUGCGGCGCUGGUCGGGGCUUGUUGGUUCAUCAAGCGACAUCGACAACGAAGGAUUCUGGACCGGAAGAACAGAAGGGAGAAGUCUCUUGCUGAUGGCGCCAGGUUGGGUACUGUGGCUUCACACUCGGAUGUGCCACCAUGGAGCCCGGGGAUGACGGCUACAACCGGAUAUACAUCCACAAGUCCGUGUUCUGACGGCCCGUUCCAGAGACAGCAACAGGGGAAUAGCACUUUUUCGGUCAAUGUUCCUCGCCCGCCCGCGGAGUUGGAAGGAAAUACGUACUGGCAGGGGCCAGACGGCGUAACGUACGAGCUGACAAGUCCGGGGUCGGUGGUAUCUGAACAGCACCAGCAAACUCUCCAAACCAAGGUCGAUUCCCAAGGACGGGUGUGGAUGCAGGUCCCACCAGCAGGAAGAGGUGAUCACGGUAGUCCUAUGUCAAGGCAUAGGACAGUAACCAGAAUUGGGUCAGAGUUUGGGACGCCCACAACAACAGCAGCUGACCCUCAUGGAAUGGAAUCCCCACCGACACACUCGCCGACAGAGCCACAAGAACUCGGCGUCAAUCCGAAACGCGGAAGUACGGAUGCCACAACAAUCUUGACGGGUUCGGCAGGCUGGGAUGCGGCAAGGGGAAGACCUAAGCAUCACACUUUCUAUCAUCCAUGA
Molecule: messenger RNA, 2280 nt
Organism: Neurospora tetrasperma FGSC 2508
Lineage: Eukaryota; Fungi; Ascomycota; Sordariomycetes; Sordariales; Sordariaceae
Exons: 3
Coding region: 1-2280 (759 amino acids)
Molecular function (GO): protein binding
Source: RefSeq, a predicted model, not a curated record